AUGCCCGGCGAUAAUAAUGAACAAGUGCAGGGAUCUCCUUCAAGUGACCAGGGACUAAGGGUUGACUGGGAUGACGGAAACCAUUAUGAUGUCUCUCCCGAUAGAUACGCACCCCAUUUAUCUGAAUUUUAUCCAAUUGUAAAUAACAAAAAACAAGUUACCAGUAGCGCUGGUUCAGAGAACAACGACCAUCUGGACGACAUGAACCAUUUACGUACAUCGAAAGUGUAUUCCAAGGCACGCAGGGCAUCGAGCAUAACAUCUGGUACAAGCACAAUAAACGACUUGCAAACUCUGAUUACGAAGAGAGAUGUGAAAGAGACGCAGGAAGCCCUAUCGACAUUGUUCAGGAAUUCGAAUGCCUACUCCGAUUCGUUAUUGAAGACAUCCCAGAAUGGGGCGGAAAUUGCACAUUCUUUGGAAAAUAUUGCCAAAUUGAAGGGUUGUAACGAUGAAACAGCAGAGAAAUUAUUAAGUGCGAGUGGGUUAUUCUACCUUUUGUCCAACCACCAGCUCAUAAUGUCAAAGUAUUUCAACGAUUUGUUGGGAGAUAGUUUAAUUGAUGAUAUUGAUGAAUUCAAGUUACAGACCAAGAUUAUGGAGAAUAAGUUCAAAGUACAGAGUAAAGAGCAAAGUUUAAAGUUGAAAUUACAAGAAAGACACAAUUUUGAUAUCUCGAAAAGGAAAAUAAGGAACUUAGUCUCAUAUCGAGAGAGUCUUUCCAGUUUACAAGCAAGAUUAGAUCAACUGGAGACACUCAAGCACGAUUUUUACAUGGACUCUUAUGAACUAGUAGAAAACACAUGUAAUAAAGUACUCAACAAAGUUGCGACGGUAUCUCGGGCACAAGUGGAAAUCUCUGAAAAUAUUGCAAGGAAAGGUUGGUCCGGGGGCGGACUAGAUGAACUGCUCUGCGAUGCAGAUGACCCAUUCAGUAAAAAGACGGAUGGGCCCUUCACGACAACCGACGCCGACGAAGAGACUGGGGGAGAAGAAUACAACAGCGAUGGCGGCACAGGUGGGAAUGAUGUGGUGCUCAAUGAGCUAUUAGAAGGAACCAACCAACCUUCCGCGUCAAAAACAUCUUUAUCGAAAUCCAAAACCUCCACGGAAUCUUCACCGCAUCAUACACAGUCAAGUUCAAACGAGGAAGGAGUACGAAGCAGGAGCACUGACAGCUGCAACAAUGAUGAUGACGAUGACACAGACAAUUUGAUGGGUCCAGAAAAUUCAUUUUCUUUGCCGCCUACAAGAAACUCCACUGAUGAAACCGCACAUACGUUGAGACAGUUGUCUAUAAAAGAGCAUAACGACAAUCACGACAGUGAUACUGAUGGCAUGGAAGACCAGUCAAGUAAUAUAUAA
Messenger RNA from Saccharomyces mikatae IFO 1815, 1365 nucleotides. RefSeq names its product Ivy1p (gene IVY1). Lineage: Eukaryota; Fungi; Ascomycota; Saccharomycetes; Saccharomycetales; Saccharomycetaceae. Gene Ontology annotation, cellular component: fungal-type vacuole membrane. The record is from RefSeq and is a predicted model, not a curated record. Gene Ontology annotation, biological process: vacuole fusion, non-autophagic. The coding region runs from base 1 to 1365 and encodes 454 amino acids. Gene Ontology annotation, molecular function: phospholipid binding. The transcript has a single exon.